GAUAGCCUCAAGGAGCCCUCAGACAAAACAUACCAGCCACAAGGGUUUUACACUGCCUCCUAAGAUCCAUAUAUAAACCAGCUCACUAGAGCACAGAGAUAUAUAGAAGAAUCAAGGGAAGAGUGACAUUUUACUUCCGUGGACUUGGAGUCUUCAGAGUUAACAGGUUUGUUUUGCUGAGAUCUGAGGACACUUGUUGGAGAAACAUUUCUGAACUUGGCACCACACAGCACAGCCUUUUGAAAAAAUGGCACAAAGACAGAACUCCGACAAAGACCCGACUGUUGAACUCUUCAUAAAGGUCAGUAUUGUGUUCAUCCUUUAGUUUAAGAAAAUAGUCAUUUGUAUUAAUUCUAACACACCGUCUAUUUCAACAAUAUGUGAAAAGAUGUAAAUGGUGUGAUGAUUGAAAUACAGAAAAACGUACCUCAAAAUUGCUUCAUGUGAAAGCAAAUGAAAUGGACAAGAUGUAAUGUAAAGCUUCAGCCACUUCAGCCAUAGCCUCUAUUUCAAAGAAUGGCUCAAUGCUUGUAGUGUUGUGUUCGGGAUGGGUAAACACUGGCAUCUGAGCAAGAUUUGACGUUCAAUUAACAGCACUCUGAGAGGCUAGUGUGUGUGUGUGUGUGUGUGUGUGCGUGUGUGUGUGUGUGUUUGAGUGAGUGUGACAGUGAGAGUAGCCUUUAUCACUGUGUAAUGACGCCAGACACUGGAGGCCACCUUAUCACCACACGCCCUGGAGGAGGAGGCAGCACACUGGGAACCCCUGGCCCCCCGCUGAAGCAAACACACACACACAUUCACACUGACACAUACAUGCAUGCUCUAACCACAUAUGCACAUUCACACAACAGAAAAAAAGUCGCAAAUAAGUAGAUAUGGAUUGUAUCUAUGUAAAGUUAUAUACGUGCAUAAUGGUACAUAUUUACGCACACGCACGCACACACACACACACACACACACACACAAUCCUUUUGCGUACAACAGUGAGCGAACCAUCCCAUUUAUUUAUCCAUACCAGAGGUAGAGCAGCGUAGGUGGGUCUGUAAUCAGACUCUGUUGUCAUAUCAUGUGCUAUAGGUGUGCACUGAGGGGAGUGGAUGUCCAUUUCUGUUGGGUUCCUUUCCAACUCAAUGCCGGCUUUUCCUCUCAAGUAGCAGUUCCUAAAAUAACCCAGCCAGUCCCAACACUACAAGUGUGUGUAUUUGUGUCUUUGGUCAUGACAUGAGAUUAAUAUGAAUUGCAUGAUAGGGUUGGAGAUCAGGACUUACUGUAAUGGAUUACAUGGACAAUGUCAACAUCAACCUUUGGAAUUUGGAAAGGGCUCCCUAUCUUAUGUGUGACCAUGUGUCUUCUGUGUUUGAGGAGUUAUCGUAUAUUGCUGUCUGUGAAAUAAACUACCACUAAACUAGCCUGGUCCCAGAUGUGUUAAUAUAUUGUCUUGCCAACUCCUAUGGUCAUUGUUUGGUGUGACAAUGACCCUAGGAGUUGGCAAGACAGCACAAACAGAUUUGGGACCAGGCUAUAACCUAAACUCAAUAAAUAAUGCUGCUUAUCUUUCAGGCUGGCCACGAUGGACAGAACAUGGGCAACUGCCCCUUCUGCCAGAGGCUCUUCAUGGUCCUGUGGCUAAAAGGAGUCAAGUUCACCGUGACAACCGUCGACAUGAGGAAGUAAGCCCCCCGCCUCCCUGGCCUCCCGCCCUUCCACUUCCUGUGCAUCUGUUUAAAGGUCUCCUCACACAUGGCUCUAUAAAGAGUUCAGCAAGAAACCAAACUGUUUAAUAGGGUAAAGUAAUGGGGUGUGAUACAGAGAGGUGAUAGAGGGCGGAGCUUGAAAGGCUAAAGCAUUUGCAGAAUGGACAAAGAGCUCUGUGUAGAAUUGAACAAACAUCUUUUCUUAAUCUAUUCCCUUUCUUGUGUGAGUUUCUCAGGCACAUUACCGGUGAGCAAAUAAGAUCAGGAAACGUUGACAGGAUGCUGAUAAUUGAGUGAUUGAGAAAACACACAACAUGUACCCUUUAAGCUAGCCACUCCCAUGCCAGUGUGUUUCACCAACUGAAUCAUAGGCAUUGUUGGAAUCAUUAAUCGAAACAUGGCUUGAUAACCUUUGUGUUCGUUGUGAUUGUGCCGCUGAAUGAUUAAGCAUGGUAUCUAUUUCUAUAAAGCUGGAAUGAUCCCAUAUAUGAACAUGUCUACUCCCUUUCUUUCUUCCUACCCUUUGCCCACCUCUCCACCCAACCCUGCCCUGGUACACUCUAGGAAACCAGCAGAGCUGAAGGAUUUGGCACCUGGGACCAACCCUCCGUUCCUCCUGUACAACGGCACCCUCAAGACAGACUUCAUCAAGAUCGAGGAGUUUCUGGAACAGACAUUGGCCCCUCCCAGGUAAAGUAUUAUUAUUUUAAAGAAAAAGUGAAUGGCACUAACCUUCUUCAAACAAACUCAUACUCCUCUCAUCCUCCUCCCUUCAGGUAUCCACACCUUAGCCCACUCAACAAAGAGUCCUUUGACGUGGGCGCUGACAUUUUCGCGAAGUUCUCCGCUUUCAUCAAGAACAGCCCAGCCAACAGUACUUGUAAGUAAAGUUUCAGUCAGUCCACAUUCAUGUUUUAGAUUAGACCAUGUCUUAUAAGGCAAUGGAAAAUAUGACAAUUAAAAGUACUCAACGGAAAUCCAACAAUGCCCAUGAUUCAGUUAGUAAAACACACUGGCACUGGCGUAUGCCUUAAUGAAAUGCUGGUUUGAUGUGAAUUUUAGGGCCCGGCCCAAGCUUACUCCUGGACUGAAAAGCAUGCUCAAUGCAGAAUCUCAACUGAAAGUACUUUUUUAUCCAUAAGGAAUACCUCCAAAGCUCCAGACCUAUCUGACAUACAUGCCUGUGUCUCUCUAAAUCCAUAGUCCAUGAGAAGGCGCUGCUGCGGGAGUUCAAGCGCCUGGAUCUCUACCUGAACUCCCCCGUCCCUGAAGAGAUUAACCACAACUCCAGAGAAAACAUUCUCGUCUCCAAGAGGAAGUUCCUGGAUGGCAACCAUCUCACCCUGGCAGACUGCAACCUGCUGCCCAAGCUGCAUGUCAUCAAGGUGAGACAAAUUGGCAUAUGACAUAAACAGUUUGGAAUAUUAAUAUUUUCUGUUAUUAGGCAUGUCUUAUGACUGUAGUACGCAACCUAUGCAAUGACAGGGCCCAUCCUUACUUUCUAAGUAUAACUCCAUUUUGAACCAUUGGGAAUAAACAUUCUCAGCCCUUAUUCUCUAUUCUACAUUUCUUUAAUAGUGUAAUAUGACUAUUAUUGUUUAUAGUGUCUCACAAUUCAAAUGUUUUGCAAUGUAUUUGGAUUUAUGUGAUAGAUUGCUGCCAAGAAGUACUGUGACUUUGACAUCCCGGUCCAGUUCACCGGUGUAUGGAGGUACCUGAACAAUGCCUACGAGAGGGAGGAGUUCAGUCAGACCUGCCCUGCCAACAUCGAGAUCGAGAAGGCUUACCUGGACGUAGCCAAUAAGAGGCAGUAAACCUAUAACCAAUCUUUAGCCAACAAUUACACAAUCAUUACACAACUAUUACACAACAUGUCCUCUUUUACUGUUACCAUGGAAAUUGUAACUCAUUCACAAAACAUUAAGGAAUUUUGGGAGGGGCCAGCAAUCAUUAUUGAAAUAUCUCAAGCCAACUGUUUAAAAAUCGACAUUUAUAAAUUCCUGCAGGAGGAUGCCAAUAGGCAUUCUAGAAAUCAAAGUUCACAAAGAGACCCCCUCCUGCUUAAAGUGCAUUAUGUUAAUUAGGCACUAUAGGGCAUGCGCAAGAUGAACCACAAUGCCAUAUGUUUUACAGGCAGUGUAAUAGUAAGCUGCUACAGUAACUAAGGUCUAUGUAUGAAGUCAAGUACCGACUAUUUAUUUCAUGUAAUUAUACUGGCAAAUUUCAUUAUAUGCCACACUAAAUAGGCCAAGUGUGCAAUUUGACUGUUUAUCUAAUUUAGUGAGUUUCUUUGUCCAUAGUGUAAAUAUAUAUUUCUUACAUGUUGUUUAUGACCUGCACACCCAUACCAUAAGAAUACAUGAGUGUAUUCUAAUUAUGUUAAUGUGUGAUUGAAACUAGUGAUAUAAAACCUAUUGUGCAUGGUUACCAUUACCACUCAGAAUAUUAAGCUCUCACCAACAAGAAUACAGUCAAUUAGCAUGUAAAUACAUUUUGAUAUCAGGAAAAUAUGUUUUACCAUAAUAGAGUACACCUGUUCAAACUAUGAUGUGAAAAUAAAUGUCUGACCCUUGAGUGUGUGUGUAUGUGUGUAUGUGUGUAUGUGUGUGUGUGUGUGU
Molecule: messenger RNA, 4312 nt
Organism: Coregonus sp. 'balchen'
Lineage: Eukaryota; Metazoa; Chordata; Actinopteri; Salmoniformes; Salmonidae
Source: the annotation of a GenBank genome assembly